AUGAGUUAUAAUUGCUUAAAACAUAAAAGUAAAGCAAUCCUCUUUUGUAUUGACGAUAAAUGCUCUAAAUAAAGUAGAUAUAUCUGUAGUAAAUGUGAAAUUAACAACGAGCAUGAUAAUCAUUAAAUAGAAAUGAUUGAAGAAAUACCUAAAAAAGUCAAUAGAUGUGUUUUUUAAGAUGACCCAAAAGAAAAAUUAAUUUCUUCAACAAAGGAACUUAUCAAAUAAAUAAAAUAGAAAUUAAACAAUUUACUGCAAAGAUAUGAAGAGUAAAUAUGCUUACUUGUUAAAGAUGAGUGCUUAAAAGUAGAGAAUUAACUUUAAAAAGGAAAGAAAAUGUUAUCAUCUAAUUUUAAUGAGCUACUAAUUGAGGAUUAAGAGUUAUUUAUUGAUUUAGUAAAUAACAGAAUUGGAUUCGAUUCAAUAGCUUAAAAUGUCAGAAACAGAUAAACACAGCUAGAAUAAUCUAUUUCGUAAAUUUAGUCUACGUUAUAAGAAAGAUUAACCCUACAGACUUUUAAAAAAAUAAAAGCUUUUGAAAUAUAGCUUGACACUAUUUAUAAUAUCCAAGAAAAGUCUUUUUGCAUGUUAAAUGAAGAUGAGUUAGUGGUUGGGGAAGAAGAUGGAAGCUUAAAACUGAUAAAUUUAGAAUAGAAUAAACAAAUUGCUUCUAUUGAACUUAAGCGAGUUGUAUCAAGUUUUUCGUUAGAAAAAAUUAGUUCUUUCUAAGUUGUAGCUUAUGAAAAAUAAUCAGAAUUUUUAGAAAUAGUAGACUUUAAUGCUUUACAAGGAAAAAAUAUAAUACUAUUAAAAAACAAAGGUUUAAUUUCUUGUAUCAAAUCUGUCGUUUUUGGAGAGAUAAUUAGUAUUGGUUAUACAAAUGGCUAGCUAAAAAUAUAUAACUACAAAGAGAAGACUUUUGUUUCAAAAAUAGAUUGCAAUUUUGAUAAUUCAAAUGCUGAUAUGUCUAUACAGUGCAUUGAUAUUCUUAAUGAUCUAAUUGCUGUUGGAGGUAAAAGUGGGUUUGUUAUGAUUUGGAAUUGGAAAAGUGGUUAACUUGUUAAAAUUCUAAAGAAAGCCUUUACAAAUAGUGACUUAUCUUCGAAAAGCAAUACACACGAAGUAAAUAAGGGCAGGUCCAUUAAAAGAAUUUUAUUUGUAAAUGCAAAUGAAAUUCUUACAUAAGGAGAAGAUGUUAACUCGUUUUAAUUUUAUUCACUUAAUAUUGAGAAUUAGCAGUAAUAUCCACUAAGUUACAUUAAUGUGAUUAGAUUCUUAUAACCUUAGGAUUAUCAAUCUAUAAUAAUCAAAAAACCAUAAUAUGAGCUUCCUUUAGACUUUGAAACAUUUUAAAAUGAAUAUAGCAGGGAUAAUAUUAUUUUUAUACAAAAAGAUUUUAGAAAAAAUGGACAAUAUUUGUAGAUUUACUGCCAUUCUACUAACAAAAUAAAAGGUUAAUACUAUUUAGAAAGAAGUUCUUAAAUAGUAGCUGUAUAUCUUACUUCUAAGCAUCUCAUCGUGUUUUAUUAAGACGGAAUCAUAGAAGCAUAUGUAUGA
This is a messenger RNA of Tetrahymena thermophila SB210, 1557 nucleotides long. RefSeq lists its product as hypothetical. NCBI's taxonomy places the organism in Eukaryota, Ciliophora, Oligohymenophorea, Hymenostomatida, Tetrahymenidae. The record is from RefSeq and is a predicted model, not a curated record. Gene Ontology annotation, molecular function: protein binding. The transcript is spliced from 3 exons.